This is a messenger RNA of Mauremys reevesii (Reeves's turtle), 5367 nucleotides long. RefSeq names its product zinc finger protein 239-like. Gene Ontology annotation, molecular function: RNA polymerase II cis-regulatory region sequence-specific DNA binding; DNA-binding transcription factor activity, RNA polymerase II-specific. Gene Ontology annotation, biological process: regulation of DNA-templated transcription. The transcript is spliced from 3 exons. The coding region runs from base 1428 to 2519 and encodes 363 amino acids. Lineage: Eukaryota; Metazoa; Chordata; Testudines; Geoemydidae. The record is from RefSeq and is a predicted model, not a curated record.
AAGGGGCUGGAGUAGCUGCUGGUGUCUGUAGCUCUGCACUGGGAGGGGAGGCAGGAAGUGGGAUGGUGAGGAACUGAAGGGUAGGGGACUGCACAGCUCCUGGGUUUAAUGUCCAGGCUGCAGCACAGCCACAGCUGAGACAGUUACCUGCUCUCCCAGGGGCAGGGAACAGACACAGGAAAACGAGUGUCCAGGUGCCCAGCUCACCCUGAUGAUCUGCAGAACAGCGUCCACGUUUCCCUUCCCAUUGUCCCGCGCUGCUGAAGAUGGGAAAUGGCCACAGGGGAGACGCUCAGGUGCCAGUGACCAUAAAGGAAGUGACAGUCUAUUGCACCAAAGGGCAGUAGGUACUUUUGGAUCCUCAUCAGAUGGUCUUCUACAAGGAUGUCACGCAGGAGAAUUACAAGACUCUGAUCUCCCUGGGUAAGGGCUUGUUCUCCUUCACUUAUGAGAAGGCUGCACUCUCUAUGAAGGACAUAGGUCAGUUUCUGGUCAGGGAUCUUCCCAAGUCCCUUAGAAUUCUGGGUAAUCAGUCCAAAACUGUGCGAGAGAGAGUGCCACAAUCCCACCUCUUCCUAGGCAAAAGAAGAUGCAGAAACACAAUGGCAGAGCUAAUUUCCCCAUAGCCAGAGCUUGCACUGAGGGAAGAGAUAUUAUAUUUAUUUGUCCAGGGUCAUUUCUGUGCCUGUAAUCACUGUAUUUCUCCACUUCAUCCCCGGAGUGUGUUCUGGACCCUCUGAGGGUUUAGUAAUGGGCAAGUGGCUUAAUGUUUGCAGCUUGGCUGCAUCACUGAGUCCUGCGAUGCGUGGGGCAGUCUGAACCUCUCUGGGUCACAUCUCCCACCAGAACACUGCCUUUCCCAGAGAGACUCAGCAAACUCUUUCCCAUCCAUGUUGAUAAUACAAGUCCCAGUAAAGACAGACACUGGGUUUAAAAUCACAGAACAAUCUUUGUAACAAGUCUGGAUCUCCCACUUUGCUUUUCUGUGAGCAGGAUUUCUGACACCUAAACCUGACAGGAUCUGUACAGAACAAGAGGAAAAGCCAUGGGUCCCUGGAAAGUAAGAUACCCGUGAUACCUGUACAGGUGAGGAGAAAACCCAAGUCAGAAACCAAUCAUGAGUGAAAAAAAGAGCUGAAGUCCCACCCAAGCCAUUGUGAGCUCUCAGCAGACGUUUGGAUCGUGAGUGAAAGUGCAGAGAAUCUUCAGCAGAAAGGACUUGAGCAAGGGGAACCAGAUGGAACAAUUUCAGGGAGAUCCAAAGAGACCAUUUCCCAGAAUCCUGAUCAAGAAAGAGCCUGUGAGAGUUGUAACUGCCCAGAAAGACAGUGGGUAAGACCUCCAGAAGAGACAGAGUGUAAAUCCACUCACCUCACAAACCUCAAAGGCACCAAUGUCCAUCAGUGGGCUGUCUCCACAGGCAGUCAAUGAACACUAAGUGUUGUGAGAAAAGGUACAGCAGGGGCUUAGGCCUCAAUGGCUGCCAAAGAGCCCCGAUGGGAAAGAAAUCCUAUCCAUGUGCAGACUGUGGGAAGGUCUUCAGCUGGAGCUCAGCCCUGAUCACCCACCAGAGAACCCACACGGGUGAGAGGCCCUACAAGUGCCCUGCCUGCGGGAGAGGCUUCAGCCAGAGCUCCAACCUGGUCAGACAUCACCGCACCCACACUGGGGAGCGGCCCUAUGAGUGCAGUGAGUGUGGGAAGAGCUUCCGCCUCAACUCCCACUUCCUCAAGCAUCAGCGCACCCACGCCAAGCCCUACCCCUGUGGGGUCUGCCAGAGAGGCUUCCACAGCUCCUUGGCCUUGGGCAGGCACCAGAGAGCCCACACGCAGGAGCAAUGCUACAUCUGUGCAGACUGCGGGAAGAGAUUUCGGGUGCGCUCAGCACUGGCCCAGCACCGCAGGACGCACACAGGGGAGAGGCCCUUCCAGUGCUCCAACUGUGGGAAGGGCUUCAGCCAGAGCGCCAACCUGCUCACGCAUCAGCGGGUCCACACUGGGGAGCGGCCCUUCCAGUGCACCGAGUGUGGGAAACGCUUUGCCGUCAGCUCCCACCUCAGCACUCACCAGAGGAACCAUCGCGCGGAGCGGCCCUGCCAGUGCACUGACUGCGGAAAAGGUUUUGCCAACCCUGCCAAGCUACUCGCCCACCAGAGACGCCACACGGGGGAGCGGCCCUUCCAGUGCCCUGAGUGCGGGAAGUGCUUCAGUGACAGCUCCCUCCUGGUGAAACACCAGCGUAUCCACACAGGGGAGCGGCCCUUCCAGUGCCCCGAGUGCGGGAAGAGCUUCAACCGGAACCUGACCCUACUCAGACACCGGAGAGUGCACACCGGGGAGAGGCCCUACAUCUGCCCUGCCUGCGGGAAGGGCUUCAGCCAGAGCUCCCACCUCAUCACUCACCAGAGAGUGCACACAGGGGAGAGGCCCUACAAAUGCCCCACCUGCGGGAAGGCCUUCAGCCAGAACUCCAACCUGAUCCGGCACCAGAGGAACCACAAGCACCAGGACACACUGUAACCAGCUCAUCAGCACUUGCUGCACACAAGAGAAGCCUGCACAGGCACACACUGUGGGGAAAAAGCUUCAAACAGAGCUCGGACCUUACAAGGCACCAGAGAAGCCACGUGGGGAAGGAAGCAGUGGCUGUCAAACAAAUCAAGUCCUACUGUUUGGACAGUCCGGAGGAAGUGCUGGAAGCAGCAAGCUGUGCACUGUAGGGAAGUGAUUGCUUGGUGAUAUUUUUGGAUGGAGUAGAGGGGGGCACAGGGUGACAAACGGGGUAAAUCUGAUAAAUCUACAGGCGUUUGAAAGGGAUACGUACCAAGGGCAAAGAGAACUUAUUUAGGGUUGCACAACAGAUGCAGCUAACAGCAGCAGGAUGACAUUAAAAGGGGAAGCAUUUGUUUUAAAAAGUUCUUGACAGGACUAUGCAUUACUGAGCAGUUGGAUAACACCCCCAGAAAGCAAUGGUAGCUUCCUCAUUUGGGACUUUCUGAAAUGUGUUUUUUAGGUUAAUUUACUGUAGGGAGACAGGGAGCUGGAUCAGAUGAAUGAAUGAGUCCUUUCUACCUCUGAUGUCUCUGAGUCUCUCAAUGGAGGGAACAAAGGCAAAGUUGUUAAAAAAUUAUGGUGGCAAAAGGAAGGUGAAUUUAUUUUAAUCUCAAGUCUAUUGAAUGACCCCACCUAUCCCUAAAAUAUAUUAUCUAUUGAUACUGGAGACAUGACUCCUGCUAUCCUUCUCUCCAGAACAAUGGGGUAAGCCAUCUUGUUUAGACCGUUUCACUAGCCUAUUUAAGGAUGGUAUUUUUAUUGUAAAGCUAAGUGAUAUCAGAGACCAGAACAGAAUGCAAAUAAGUUCCCCUACCUCUCUACGAGGAGUAAGAAUUUAAGGUUUCCCAAUUUUAAGCCCGGAUAUGCAAAUUAGACAGAACUUGUUGCAGAGAGGAAGGUACCUGAGGACUAAUGCCACAGAUGCUACAGUCCUUACCCUGCCAAGAGGAGCAUUACCUAUCAACAAAAUCAUCAGUUAAUUGGAAAAGAGAAAUAAUUGGACAAAAUUACAGCAAGAUUGUGUGGAUUGUGAGUGGUAUAAAAAGGACUUUCCAUACAAAUUGCAGAGAUUGAAAAAGGUCUCCAGCAGUUGGGGCCAGCUGAACCUAAUUAGUUCCCUGGUAACUCCUUUUCCAGCUGAACCUUAUUUCCCCAUGGUUCUCUCUCCUCAGUGGAUUGGGAGAGGCCUUUUAACCCCCUGGGCCAAAUUACUACCCCUCCCUUUGUAGCUGUUUGUCUUGGGUUUGCCAGUUAACAGCAACAAAAUGAAUUUUGGAAGGAUGAAAUCCAUACAUUUACUGGUCACGCAUUCUCCUAGGCUGGUAUUUCUGUUUGCUCCAAUGUAAGUGUUCGUUCCAGCAGCACAACGUCCCCCACUGUAAAGAGCCACGGAGUCUGCUAGAAAUGUAUGUCACCGGGCUUUCAGUUUGUAAACCAGUCCAACCUCAGGCAUGUUACUAGAAUGUUUUAAGGGAAACAAGGUCUUUUUCUUAUUAUUUUGCCAUGUUCCUUUACAAUAAGAAAGCAACCACCAUUUUUUUAGUGCCUGAUGAGUGAAUUAGAGGAGCAUUGUGAUGAAGACUGACCAAGCAUGUGACACUUUGGGCAUCUGAAUCCUACUUUCAUGGGAAACUGCUCUAUUGUGAAUAACCCCAUUACUAUUUUCUCAGCAAACAGCUAAGAUAAGGGCCAUGUGUCAGGGCUGACCCAGUCUCUUCUAAACACACAAAUGAUGAAGAAAGCAGGAAGGAGGUGAAUCCAUUCCAUGGGAAUGGGGCACUUCAUAAAAAAAGCUUUCCUACGUCCAACAGGGAAAACAUUCCCCUCCUAAAGAACCCAAAUCAUUGCAUCAUUGGACGGAUCUUGAAAUUCACAAUUAAUUAGAAUCAGGUACUAUAAGUUAUUUCAGUAUGGAAAGUUACUUUCAUUUUUGGGGGGAGUAGACACUAAAACCAUUUUUUCUGCUUCCUCUCUGUGCAUUAGGCUGAAAAAUCCAGGGAUUGGCAUUAUUUCCGUGAAUCACAUUUUUGAACUUGCUCUCUCCUAAGAGUUAUAUUUCAAUCUACAGGAUUUGCCCAGCCUUACUUACAUUAGUGUAACAUUCAGGGCAUAAUAGAGCACAUUUUCAUUUUUCCACUCUGAAAUACUCCUGGAACUUGUUUUUAAUUUACAAUUUCUGGGUCGAUCCUGCAUCCUGGGCUUCCGAUCACUGGGAGAAGACAGCUGACAGUGCAGGAAACUGAAAAAGCAAAAGGGGAAGAUUAAAAAAGAAAAGGGAUGGGUGUGUGCAAAAGGGAAUAAACAAACACAAAGGAGCAGCAUGGAGGGAAUGAGAUAACCCUUAAAACGUUUCUUUUGUCAUCAUCUUUGAAUUCUGAGCAGAAGUACACUACGUUGCAAGAAAGAACAUAGCGUGCCAAUGACUUCUACAUUUUGUAAGGGGAAUACUACAACUAGCAGAGAAACAUUAUAUAGCUAGCUAAAACAAUGUAAACAUUUUAAAGGAAGCUAAACUACUAGUGAUUUCCAUUUUACUUUGGGCAGCAAAUAGUUUAGGGUAAAGGGAUUAAAAUCAGAAGUGUCAGGAUGGAAAAGUAGACAGCCAUUUGUAGUGGUUAUUUUAAUAGGCAUAUUGAAGUACAAAAAGAUAAACUCUACUUGUAUGGCACUGCUGCAUAACACGACUGCAGAUAUAUUCCAGUGAGUCUGGUCCCUCUCAAAGAACAUUACAGUUCACAACAGAAUGAAUCUAAAGUCUGUAGCAAAAGUUUGCAUUAUAAGUUACCAUGACAAUAAACUCUGACUUAUAUCAGAA